Molecule: messenger RNA, 1602 nt
Organism: Prunus mume (Japanese apricot)
Lineage: Eukaryota; Viridiplantae; Streptophyta; Magnoliopsida; Rosales; Rosaceae
Product: Protein kinase superfamily protein
Biological process (GO): protein phosphorylation
Cellular component (GO): plasma membrane
Molecular function (GO): protein kinase activity; ATP binding
Source: RefSeq, a predicted model, not a curated record
UUAUACUUUAGUUUUCCAGAAGUUUUCUUUAAUCUAUACUUGCAAUCAGCUUUGUUUGAAAAAUUAGAGGAGGAGGCCAACCAUGAACCAACAUAACUAAACAAGACCAAGACUUCCAAGUUUCUUACCAAUCCACCACAAUUUUCAAAGAAGAUGCUAUCUUUUUCUUUCCCAUCUCUUUUCAAAAUCUAGUUUAUCUAGUUUGUGAUCUUUCCAGCUUUCAAAGUCAUAUAUAUACAUAUGUAAGCCUAUUUCCACACUCCACCUUUAUAAACUAGCCAACCUCUUCCUCUCUCUUCCCUUUUUUCCCACUCAAUUUGAUCAGAUCAGAUCAGAGCAGAGCAGAGCAGCCAUUUUUAAACAUGAACCACAGUGAACAUAUUGCCUAUCUUUUUGUCAUAGCCCUCCUUUCCACAUCUGUUGUUGUUCUUGGUGUUGUCCUUAGUCUCCUCCUCCUUUGCAAGAAAAAGCCAGUUCAAUCCCAAGAAACAGUGACACCAAUCAAGCCUAGUGCUCAGGUGUAUCCACUAACCAAUAUAGAUGCUGCCACAGAUGGUUUCAAUCAUCGUAGGAUCGUCGGCGAGGGCCGGUUGGGAACUGUCUAUGCUGCCAUAUUUGAGAAAGGGGAGAUAGCAGCAGUGAAAAGAAUCCAUUCUAGGCAUGUUUUGAGCAAUGCUGGUUUUGGAUUUUCAAGAAUACUUAGAUCAAUUUCUUCAGCUCAGCACCCUAAUGUGGUACCAAUAAUUGGCUACUCAGAAGGGCCAGGUGAGAGAAUCAUAGUGAUGGAGUUUGUAGGUAUGGUGUGCUUAGAUUUCUAUCUGCAUCAAAACCCAGAGGGGGCAUCUUUGUUAGAUUGGAACCACAGAUUGAAAAUUGCAGCAGGGGCAGCUAAAGGGCUUGAGUAUUUGCAUGAAGGAGUGGCACCAAAUAUAGUACAUGGGUGUGUAAAGGCUUCGAACAUUUUGAUAGAUGUAAAUUUUUGUGCAAGGAUUUGUGAUUAUGGGCUUUCAUUUUUGGCACCCCAAGAGAAGAGAGGUCUAGUUGGGUAUGUGGAUGAUGAGUAUUGGAGAGGAAGUGGUGCUUGCAAGGAAAGUGAUGUCUAUGGAUUUGGGAUUGUUUUGUUAGAGCUUUUGAGCGGGAGGUUAUGUGAGGAGGGGAGGCUUGUGAAUUGGGCAUUGCCACUGAUUAAGGAAAUGAGAAUUAGUGAGCUUUUGGACCCCGGACUUGUCAUUCCUGUUGAUAUUAGGGCUCUUGUCAGAUUGGCAAAAGUUGCUUCUGCUUGUGUUGGAAAUUCCAGAAAAAGCAGGCCUUCAAUUUGUCAAGUGGCAACUAUCUUGAGCAACUUGGAGAUGGAUUGAGUUGGGAUUUUCAUACAAGUCAAAAGUGGAAAGCCAUGAAUUUCCGUUCUAAAAAAGUUGCUGUGAUUAGUAAAUGAUGAGAAUUGGGCACCACACCAACCGAGAAUUGGGCACCACAUUAGAGUUUCAACGUAUAGUUUUCACACUUGUGAGUUAUAGCUUGCAUUGCAUGUAUGAAGGUGGGGUUUGUGGAAAGAAAUGUUUGAAAUGAGAGGUGGGAGGGACGGUGGGUUUUGUUUGUCUC